Papilio xuthus (Asian swallowtail) is the source of this 1365-nucleotide messenger RNA. RefSeq lists its product as uncharacterized. The annotation marks the transcript as partial. The transcript has a single exon. The record is from RefSeq and is a predicted model, not a curated record. Gene Ontology annotation, biological process: cell adhesion involved in heart morphogenesis; larval heart development. Lineage: Eukaryota; Metazoa; Arthropoda; Insecta; Lepidoptera; Papilionidae. Gene Ontology annotation, molecular function: catalytic activity. Gene Ontology annotation, cellular component: extracellular matrix.
CUUGAAGCCGUCCACUAUCACCUUGAGACGACCAAGCCGGCCUUGCUCUUUCUUACAGAGACUCAGAUAUCUUCUCCGGCGGACACUUCUUUCCUACACUACCCCGGGUACAAGCUCGAACACCGUUUUUUACCACGGGCUGGGGUGUGCGUGUACGUCCGUGAGGAUAUCUGCUCUCGUCGCCUCGACCAUCUUGAAGGCCGGGACCUAUCCGUUUUAUGGCUGCGCGUAGAUAGCGAUGAUCAUCCGCGAGUCUACGCGUGCCUUUAUAGGUCCCAUGGCGGAAACACCGAUACAGACCAACUCAUGGAGCUAGUCCAAAUGGGCACAGAUUCCGUGUUUGAGCAGAUCCCUUCUGCUGAAGUCGUGGUACUUGGUGAUUUUAAUGCCCAUCAUGCCGAAUGGCUCGGCUCACGUACCACGGAUCACGCGGGGAGGUCUGUUCAUGACUUUGCCUUAGCAUAUGUUCUAACACAGCUGGUUACCUCGCCUACGCGAAUCCCAGAUGUUGUUGAUCAUUUACCUUCCCUGUUGGACCUUCUGCUGACCACGCAUCCGGACAGCUAUUUGGUUUCCGUUGACGCCCCUUUAGGGUCGUCGGAUCACUGCCUGAUCCGGACAACAGUGCCAAUCUCCAGACGUUUUCGGUCACAACCGAUUGGUCUUCGUCGAGUUUGGCACUACAGGUCAGCAGAUUGGGAUAGGAUGCGGUCCUUCUAUGCAUCCUACCCAUGGGGGCAGGUUUGCUUCAAUCUGGACAAUCCCGACGCCGUUGCUGACUCUAUCGCCGAUGUGGUACUCCAGGGGAUGGAACUUUUUAUUCCAUCAACUAUGGUGCCCAGCGGUGGUAGAUCUCGGCCUUGGUUCGGUCGUUCUUGCAAGAUAGCCUUACGCUACAAGCGAGAAUGUUACCGUGCCUGGGCUGAAGCGUUGGCAGCGGGGGACCAUAACUCCAGCGCGCUUAAAAUGAAGUACAACUCUGCCUCCAGGUCCUUCAAAAGAGUAAUUGCAAAGGCAAAGUCCGAACACGUGGCCAGCAUUGGCGAGAAGCUAGUGCGCCUUCCUUCCGGAACUCGCGCGUUCUGGUCUCUCGCCAAGGCUGUCCAAGGAAAUUUCUGUCGCCCAUCACUACCAUCUUUGCGCAGGGAGGACGACUCGUUGGCCCAUACUGCUAAAGAGAAAGCCGAUCUUCUGGUAUCCCUCUUUGCAUCUAACUCGACACUGGAUGACACAGGUUACUCACCGCCGAAAAUCCCUGGUGGUGACACCUUUAUGUCGGAGAUCCAGUUCAUCCAGAGAUCAGUGCGUAAGGUGCUGCUAUCUCUGGAUGUCAACAAGUCGAGUGGGCCCGACGGUAUUCCUCCU